AUGUUGGCUGAGCCCCAGCCGGCCCAGCGAGGUCCCUGCACAGAUGCCCACACAGAGAACGAUGCCAGGCUGGCACGAAAUAUCAAAUAUUUUCCAUAUUGGCAAAAAACAGAAAGGUGCAUUUCAGAGCUAGAUAUUUCAAUGACAGUUACCAAAUCGAGAUACUCAUGCAUCUUCUCCCUUUCUUCUGUGGCAGAGCUGAUCAUGUGUUUCAAGGGAUUUGGCCUUGGGCUCUUCGUAGUCCUGGCUGCUGUCCUGAUAUUGGGCACCUUUGCUGCUACCUAUCAAGAGUUCCUGGAGCACCACUACGAUAACCCCAGGAGCAAUGUGCGCGGAAAUUACUGUAAUGGAAUGAUGCGAAGACGUGGAAUUACCAGGCCCCGAUGCAGGCCAUUCAAUACUUUCAUCCACGACACAAAGAAGAAAAUUGCUGCUGUGUGUGGAAAUGAAGGAACAUUUAUUCCACCUGUUCAGCCUAACAAUCGUGGUCUGUGGCGUAGCCAUCAGCAUUUUCGUGUCACUACUUGCAAAUUAAGAGGAUCCCGUGUUAACCCUCCUUGUGAAUACAGGAUUAACACUUCGUCCAGGAAUAUUGUGCUUGGUUGUGAGGGGGGACAGCCUGUGCACUACGAGGAAGAUGAGAUCAUUGUUUGA
This is a messenger RNA of Thamnophis sirtalis, 654 nucleotides long. The record is from RefSeq and is a predicted model, not a curated record. NCBI's taxonomy places the organism in Eukaryota, Metazoa, Chordata, Lepidosauria, Squamata, Natricidae.